CAGAUUUGUUCUAUGGCCUCGGAGUUGGGUGCCGGGGACGAUGGCAGCAGCACUGAGCUGGCAAAGCCCCUCUAUCUUCAGUACCUGGAGAGAGCCCUCCGAUUGGAUCAUUUCCUGCGACAAACAUCCGCCAUCUUCAAUAGGAAUAUUUCUAGUGAUGACAGUGAAGAUGGGUUGGAUGACAAUAAUCCCUUAUUGCCCCAGUCUGGGGAUCCCUUAAUACAAGUAAAAGAAGAACCCCCUAAUUCACUGCUUGGUGAAACUUCUGGAGCAAGCAAUUCUGGAAUGCUAACCCCGUACUCACUUAAUGGAGUUCUGCAGUCAGAAUCAAAAUCUGACAGGGGGAAUUUAUAUAACUUUUCCAAGUUGAAGAAAAGCAGAAAGUGGCUAAAGGUAAGAGAUAAACCAUAUGAUAGUCCAAAUAACCUAUCAAAGUUACUGUUAGAAAUUGAUUCAUUGCAGCAGUACCAGUACUAUAGUGCAGGCUUGCUCUCCACGUAUGACCCUUUCUAUGAACAACAGCGACACUUACUUGGACCCAAAAAGAAGAAGUUCAAAGAAGACAAGAAACUUAAAGGUAACGAUGCCAACAAGCAGAAAGCUUCAGCUCGAAACCUGUUUCUCACCAAUAGCCGCAAGCUUGCCCACCAGUGCAUGAAGGAGGUGCGAAGAGCUGCCUUGCAAGCCCAGAAAAACUGUAAGGAGACUUUGCCUCGUGCGCGACGCCUGACUAAGGAGAUGCUUCUGUACUGGAAGAAAUAUGAGAAGGUGGAGAAGGAACACCGCAAGCGUGCGGAGAAAGAAGCUUUGGAGCAGCGGAAAUUGGAUGAGGAAAUGCGGGAGGCCAAGAGGCAACAACGAAAACUCAACUUUCUAAUCACCCAAACAGAGUUGUAUGCCCAUUUUAUGAGCCGGAAACGAGAUAUGAAUUACGAUGGAAUCCAGGAAGAAAUCCUAAGGAAACUGGAAGACAGUUCUACUCAGAGACAGAUUGACAUUGGUGGAGGAGUGGUAGUUAACAUCACACAGGAGGAUUAUGACAGCAACCACUUUAAAGCCCAGGCCCUGAAGAAUGCUGAAAAUGCUUACCAUAUUCAUCAAGCUCGGACAAGAUCAUUCGAUGAAGAUGCAAAAGAAAGUCGAGCAGCUUCCCUGAGGGCAGCAAACAAGUCUGGUUCUGGAUUUGGGGAGAGUUACAGCCUAGCAAACCCAUCUAUCCGGGCUGGUGAAGAUAUUCCACAGCCCACGAUUUUUAAUGGGAAAUUAAAAGGUUACCAGCUGAAAGGCAUGAAUUGGUUGGCCAAUCUCUAUGAACAGGGCAUUAAUGGCAUUCUUGCAGAUGAAAUGGGCCUUGGUAAAACUGUACAGAGCAUUGCCCUUCUGGCCCAUCUGGCUGAGAGAGAGAACAUUUGGGGACCUUUCUUAAUAAUUUCACCUGCUUCUACACUUAACAAUUGGCACCAGGAGUUUACUAGAUUUGUUCCUAAAUUUAAGGUGCUACCUUAUUGGGGAAAUCCUCAUGAUAGAAAAGUCAUCAGGAGGUUCUGGAGUCAGAAGACCCUCUAUACUCAGGAUGCCCCUUUUCAUGUAGUUAUCACCAGCUAUCAGCUGGUGGUGCAGGAUGUGAAGUAUUUCCAGCGGGUCAAGUGGCAGUACAUGGUACUGGAUGAGGCUCAGGCGCUGAAGAGUAGUUCCAGUGUUCGUUGGAAGAUCCUCUUACAGUUCCAGUGUCGGAAUCGGCUUUUGCUAACUGGAACCCCUAUUCAGAACACCAUGGCAGAGCUCUGGGCUCUGCUACAUUUCAUUAUGCCGACAUUAUUUGAUUCCCAUGAAGAAUUUAAUGAAUGGUUUUCCAAGGACAUUGAAAGUCAUGCUGAAAACAAAUCGGCAAUUGAUGAGAAUCAACUAUCUCGCUUGCACAUGAUCUUGAAGCCAUUUAUGCUGAGGAGAAUUAAGAAAGAUGUAGAAAAUGAAUUGUCUGAUAAGAUUGAAAUUCUAAUGUACUGCCAACUGACCAGCCGACAAAAGCUAUUAUACCAGGCACUAAAGAACAAAAUUUCCAUUGAAGAUUUAUUGCAGUCUUCUAUGGGCUCUACCCAGCAAGCACAGAACACCACCAGCAGCCUCAUGAAUCUCGUCAUGCAGUUUAGGAAGGUGUGUAAUCACCCAGAGUUAUUUGAACGACAAGAAACUUGGUCUCCAUUUCAUAUUUCCCUAAAGCCAUAUGAGAUUUCAAAGUUUAUCUAUCGUCAUGGGCAGAUCAGGGUCUUCAACCAUUCAAGAGACAGGUGGUUAAGGAUUCUUCUUUCUCCAUUUGCACCAGAUUAUAUCCAACAGUCUCUCUUCCACAGAAAAGGUAUUAAUGAAGAAAGCUGUUUUUCUUUUCUUCGCUUUAUUGAUGUGUCUCCAGCAGAAAUGGCAAACCUCAUGCUUCAGGGACUUUUAGCCAGAUGGUUAGCUCUUUUCCUGUCUCUGAAAGCCUCCUACAGGCUCCAUCAGCUGCGCUCCUGGGGAGAGCCAGAAGGGGAGAGCCAGCACCGAUACCUGAGAAACAAGGAUUUCCUUCUUGGCGUUAACUUUCCACUUUCCUUUCCCAACCUUUGCAGCUGCCCUUUGUUAAAGUCUCUUGUUUUCAGUAGCCACUGCAAAGCAGUGAGUGGCUACUCAGACCAGCUCAUCCAUCAGCGGAGAUCGGCUACCUCCUCGCUUCGUUGCUGUCUGCCCACUGAGCUGCCAUCAUUUUUGUGUGUGGCCAGUCCACGUGUCACCGCAGUGCCAUUGGAUUCUUACUGCAAUGACCGAAGUGCAGAAUAUGAGAGGCGAGUUCUGAAGGAAGGCGGGAGUCUGGCAGCCAAGCAGUGUUUGUUGAAUGGGGCUCCUGAGCUGGCUGCAGACUGUCUGAAUCGAAGAUCUCAGUUCUUCCCAGAGCCUGCUGGGGGGCUGUGGAGCAUCCGGCCCCAGAACGGCUGGUCCUUCAUCAGGAUUCCAGGCAAGGAGAGCCUCAUCACUGACAGUGGAAAGCUGUAUGCCCUCGAUGUCCUGCUGACUCGGCUCAAGUCUCAAGGACAUAGGGUCCUUAUCUACUCCCAGAUGACCAGGAUGAUAGACCUACUGGAGGAAUACAUGGUUUACAGGAAGCACACCUACAUGCGACUCGAUGGCUCAUCCAAGAUCUCUGAGAGGCGGGACAUGGUUGCUGAUUUUCAGACCAGGAAUGACAUCUUUGUGUUUCUGUUAAGCACACGAGCCGGAGGACUGGGCAUCAAUCUCACGGCUGCAGAUACAGUGAUUUUCUAUGACAGCGACUGGAACCCCACUGUAGACCAGCAGGCCAUGGACAGGGCCCAUCGCCUGGGACAGACAAAGCAAGUUACCGUGUACCGGCUCAUCUGUAAAGGCACAAUUGAGGAGCGCAUUUUACAGAGAGCCAAGGAGAAGAGUGAGAUUCAGCGGAUGGUGAUUUCCGGUGGUAAUUUCAAACCAGAUACCUUGAAACCCAAAGAGGUGGUUAGUCUUCUUCUAGAUGACGAGGAGUUAGAAAAGAAACUGAGAUUGCGACAGGAAGAGAAACGGCAACAGGAAGAAACCAAUCGAGUGAAAGAACGCAAGCGCAAACGGGAAAAAUAUGCAGAGAAGAAGAAAAAGGAAGAUGAAUUAGAUGGGAAAAGGAGAAAAGAAGGUGUAAACCUGGUGAUCCCAUUUGUUCCUUCGGCGGAUAACUCCAACCUCUCUGCUGAUGGGGAUGACUCCUUCAUAAGCGUGGACUCAGCCAUGCCCAGCCCUUUCAGUGAGAUUUCCAUCAGCAGUGAGCUGCACACAGGCUCCAUCCCCCCUGAUGAGAGCAGCAGUGACAUGCUGGUCAUUGUGGAUGACCCCGCCUCCUCAGCCCCUCAGUCCCGAGCCACCAAUUCUCCUGCUUCCGUAACAGGCUCUGUCUCAGACACUGUGAAUGGAAUUUCUAUUCAGGAAAUGCCAGCUGCAGGACGUGGUCACUCAGCUCGAAGCCGAGGCCGCCCCAAAGGUUCAGGAAGCACAGCCAAAGGAGCGGGGAAAGGCCGAAGCCGGAAGUCCACGGCGGGUAGUGCUGCUGCGAUGGCAGGAGCCAAAGCAGGGGCUGCCGCAGCCUCCGCAGCUGCCUAUGCCGCAUAUGGGUACAACGUGUCUAAAGGAAUCUCUGCCAACAGUCCUCUGCAAACAUCCCUUGUCCGGCCUGCUGGCCUUGCUGACUUUGGACCUUCAAGCGCCUCAUCUCCCUUAAGUUCCCCUUUGAGCAAAGGGAAUAAUGUUCCUGGGACUCCCAAGAGCCUCCAUGUGACCAGCAGCCUAGCCUCAGACUCCCUGGUCCGGAAACCAGGCAAAGGCACCAACCCUUCUGGAGGACGGUAACCGUCUGGACCCUCCGCUUCCUUCAGCCAAACCAUGGGCGAGAGCCCUGGCCUGCACAUGGUCUUUGGAUGGCACGUCUGGCACAGCAUCUUAAAUCCUGAGUCAGAGAGCGGACAGGACCAGUGGCAGCAAGGGUAGGCAGGUGGAUGGUACGAGAAUUCUCAUCACCUGUUUCCAAAGGGAAGUGCCCUGGGGUUCAGCCCAACAGCGUCCCAGAUGGACUCUGUGGCCAAGUCUUAGCCCUCUCGCCAGGGAGGGCUGAUGUGGACCCCUUGAGAUGCUCAGGCGCGCCGUCUCACCCUGCUCCACCCUCUGCCCACGCCCCUUGUAAAGGUUGUGCAGGUGCUGUGGAGAACCCCUCGUCGUGGACGCUGCUCUUAAGGGUAAGAUUUCCCGUAGGGCCAGGAAAGGAAGAAAGGGUGUGCCUGGUGUUGGCCGUCUCUGGGCAGCUCCCCAGGUCUCCAGAUGGCAUGUGCAGCGGUGUCCUCAUUGAAGGUAGAACAGUGGGUGCCAGAGAAGGUGGUGGCUUGUAGGGAUGGCAGAGGGCACCAGGCAGGUGUUUUCCCAGCGUUUCCUCCCUGUCCAGCAUGGUUCACACCAGGGAGCCUUCAGGUCCUACCAGCAGCAGUAGCAGCAGCUCCCACCCAAGGGACUCCCAGAAGCCAGUACGAGACCAGGAGCCACCUCAAUCAGCAGGACAUUCUCACUGCCCCUCUUACAGACGCCCCUUCGCCCAUCUUGAACGCACAGUCUCCCCGCCCUUGCCCUUCGGCCCCCUGCUUGGCUGUAUGCACGGUCUUUGUUGCACUGAGAAAGGAAGGGAUGGCAGGAAUGAGGUGAAGAGGGUGUCAAGAGGGCAGCCCCAGCAGCCUGAGCUGCUGCCCUCCGAGGGGGGCAGCGGGUGGCGUUGAGAGGAGGCACUCCACCGGGCUUCACUCGUGGAGCAGGUGCUUCUCGGCGGGCCAGCCUCUAAUUUGCACACCUGAAAAUCGCGGAAUUGAGUUUAGAUAGAUUGAUUUUUAAAUUUUUUUGGAGUAAGGGUUAUAGGGGGAUCAUUUUAAUUUAAAUCAUUAAGAUUCCCCUCCCUAAAUCCAGACUCCUAUGUACAGAUGCUAUUUAGAGGGAAUCAGAAAAAUGCCAAGCCUUUUUUCUCUUUGAAUGUGCUGUCUAUUUUUAUAACUGAACUUGUACAUAUGUAUAAAGAGAGACACAUCUUUCUUUUACUAACUGGAUAAAAAAAUCUUAAAUAAAAUGGAGUGAGAUAAUUUUAUG
This is a messenger RNA of Dipodomys ordii (Ord's kangaroo rat), 5658 nucleotides long. RefSeq names its product INO80 complex subunit (gene Ino80). Gene Ontology annotation, cellular component: nucleus; Ino80 complex. The record is from RefSeq and is a predicted model, not a curated record. Lineage: Eukaryota; Metazoa; Chordata; Mammalia; Rodentia; Heteromyidae. Bases 13 to 4386 code for a protein of 1457 amino acids. The transcript has 33 exons. Gene Ontology annotation, molecular function: histone binding; ATP binding; ATP-dependent chromatin remodeler activity. Gene Ontology annotation, biological process: DNA repair; DNA-templated transcription; chromatin remodeling.